Messenger RNA from Dovyalis caffra, 184 nucleotides. The record is from the annotation of a GenBank genome assembly. NCBI's taxonomy places the organism in Eukaryota, Viridiplantae, Streptophyta, Magnoliopsida, Malpighiales, Salicaceae.
GGAAAUGACAUUUUGCAAAGCACUAGUGGAGCAUUCGAGCACGGAAACAACAUUUUGCAUAGGACUAGUGGAGCAUUCGAUAUGCUACAAAAAUUGGCAUCGUUGUCGAAGAAAUGGCACUUUGCAUGGGACUAGUGGAGCAUUCGAGAUGAUAUCAAAAUUGAUGUCGUUGAUGGGGGAUUAC